This is a messenger RNA of Drosophila miranda, 1341 nucleotides long. RefSeq names its product chymotrypsin-2-like. The record is from RefSeq and is a predicted model, not a curated record. Lineage: Eukaryota; Metazoa; Arthropoda; Insecta; Diptera; Drosophilidae. The transcript has a single exon. The coding region runs from base 275 to 1258 and encodes 327 amino acids. Gene Ontology annotation, biological process: proteolysis. Gene Ontology annotation, molecular function: serine-type endopeptidase activity.
CCAAGCACUGGCCGGUUCCGAGCUAUUGACUAUCCAUUGACGCUGGUGACAUUGAUAGCCCUGUCACAAAAUCAUAAUCAGAGUGCCGUCUGUAUCACUUUAUGAUACUCGUAUCUGGUUUAUGGUAUAGAUACAACUUGGAGGAACAUCGAAUCCGAUUUACGAUAAAACUCUUACGAUAUAUCCAAGAUUUCCGUUCUGUCGAGUAUAAAAGCAAAAUCACGACACAUGGAUACGCUUAAUAGGCACGUACAAAUUCAACGAAUCAUUCACUAUGCUGGUUCGCCUGGCAUAUGCGACGACGAUGCUCCUGAUCCUGCUCAGUGGAUCAACCAGAGCCAUUCGAGUGGCGCCGCUGAGCGCCAAGCAGCAGGAAAGGUUAUCCCAGGGGGCCAGAGCGUUCGAAGGUCGCGUCAUAGAUGGCACGGAUGCGGAGCUGGGUCUGGCCAAGUACCAGAUCUCACUGCAGGGAAGCUAUUACUACGAUCACAUGUGCGGUGGAGCGAUCCUCAACGAGCGGUGGGUCGUGACGGCGGCCCACUGUGUUUACGGAUAUAAUCCCAGCUACCUGCGGGUGGCCACCGGCACUGUUCGCUGGGCCGAGCCCGAUGCUAGGUACUUUGUGGAGGAGUACUGGGUGCACUGCAACUACAACGUACCUAACUACGCCAACGACAUUGCCCUGAUCAAGCUGAACGACUCGAUUGUGUUUAACGAGGUCACACAGCCCAUAGCCUUGCCCAAGGAGCCGCUGGCCAAUGGCACAGAACUCCUGCUCACUGGAUGGGGCUCUACCGAACUGUGGGGUGACUCCCCUGAUGUGCUGCAGAAGGCCUCCCUCACGUACGUCGAUUAUCCCACUUGCCAGAAGUUACUGGACAACGAUCCCCUGAACGGUUAUUGCCACGUGUGCACGCUGACGUCGGGCGGACAGGGCGCCUGCCACGGCGACUCCGGAGGUCCGCUGACAGCCAACGGACAGCUGUACGUCGUGGUCAGCUGGGGCUAUCCCUGUGCCACUCACCGCCGGACAAUGCGUGAAGGGUUAUCCGGCAGACAGGCUCCAAGUGGCCACCGGGAGCAUUCGCUAUACGCUGCCAGGAGCUAUAUACUAUCCGGAGUCCAUUUACCUGCACUGCAACUACGACCUACAACUACGACUACGAACCCAGCCUGUGGCUCUGCCCACUGCAGCCUUUCCCCAGGGCACAGCGGAACUCCUCUUCACCGGCUGGGGGUCACAGUCGGUGGCUGGUAGUCUUCCCGUUCAGCUGCAGCGUGUCCAGCAGCAGCACAUCACCAGCCAGGUCUGCUCGACCCUGCUCGCCGCCUACGAGGAUG